AUGCACCAGACCCCAGGGAAUUACAUUCUGAUUUUUGAGGACGGUGCAAUUGUUUCACAGUUCAGGGGCAGCAAAGGACACUACAGAUACCACUGGCAGAGCCACAAUGUCAAGCACAGUGGAGUGGAUGAUAUGGUCCUUCUUUCCAAGAUCACAGAGGAUUCCAUAGUGGAGAACCUAAAGAAACGAUACAUGGAUGAUUAUAUUUUUACAUACAUCGGCUCUGUGUUAAUCUCUGUGAAUCCUUUCAAGCAAAUGCCGUAUUUUGGGGAAAAGGAGAUUGAAAUGUACCAAGGAGCAGCGCAGUACGAAAACCCACCACAUAUUUAUGCUCUUGCAGACAGCAUGUACAGAAACAUGAUUAUCGACAGAGAAAAUCAGUGUGUCAUUAUUAGUGGGGAAAGCGGUGCUGGAAAGACUGUAGCUGCUAAAUAUAUCAUGAGUUACAUCUCCAAAAUUUCAGGAGGUGGCCCUAAAGUACAGCAUGUUAAAGAUAUUAUUCUACAGUCCAACCCUUUACUGGAAGCCUUUGGGAAUGCAAAAACUGUACGGAACAACAACUCCAGCAGAUUUGGGAAAUACUUUGAAAUCCAGUUUAGCCCAGGUGGAGAACCGGAUGGAGGGAAAAUCUCCAACUUCCUACUGGAAAAAUCUCGAGUUGUAAUGAGGAAUCCUGGAGAGAGGAGCUUUCACAUUUUUUACCAGCUAAUUGAGGGGGCGUCCUCGGAACAAAAGAGCAGCCUUGGCAUUACCAGUAUGGACUACUAUUACUAUCUGAGUCUCUCUGGGUCCUACAAAGUCGAUGACAUCAAUGACAAAUCGGAUUUCCAAGAAACACUGCAUGCAAUGAGUGUGAUUGGGAUCUUUGCAGAGGAACAGGCGUUGGUGCUGCAGAUAGUGGCAGGAAUACUGCAUUUGGGAAAUAUCAGCUUCAAAGAAGUUGGCAACUACGCGGGAGUGGAGAGCGAGGAGUUUUUGGCUUUCCCUGCUUUUCUCCUUGGAAUUAACCAGGACCGCCUAAAGGAAAAACUAACCAGCAGACAGAUGGACAGCAAGUGGGGAGGCAAAUCAGAGUCCAUUAAUGUAACACUAAAUGUGGAACAAGCCUGCUACACCAGGGAUGCACUGGCCAAGGCCCUUCAUUCCCGUGUGUUUGAUUACUUGGUGGAUUCUAUUAAUAAGGCUAUGGAGAAGGACCACGAAGAAUAUAACAUUGGUGUCCUUGAUAUUUAUGGCUUUGAAAUAUUCCAGAAAAAUGGGUUUGAACAGUUCUGCAUCAACUUCGUUAAUGAGAAACUGCAGCAGAUUUUUAUUGAACUGACACUGAAGGCAGAACAGGAAGAAUAUGUGCAAGAAGGAAUUAGAUGGACACCAAUAGAAUACUUCAACAACAAAAUAGUAUGUGACCUUAUAGAGAACAAAGUG
Eurypyga helias (sunbittern) is the source of this 1425-nucleotide messenger RNA. Its product is annotated as unconventional myosin-Ie. The annotation marks the transcript as partial. The record is from RefSeq and is a predicted model, not a curated record. Lineage: Eukaryota; Metazoa; Chordata; Aves; Eurypygiformes; Eurypygidae. Gene Ontology annotation, cellular component: microvillus; myosin complex; plasma membrane. The transcript has 13 exons. Gene Ontology annotation, molecular function: ATP binding; microfilament motor activity; actin filament binding. Gene Ontology annotation, biological process: vesicle transport along actin filament; actin filament organization.